AUGUCGACGCACGAUCAACACUCACCAUACAGCAAUGGCCACGGUCAUGCCAACGGCAUUCAAGCCGACCUCCAGCAGUCGAGCAGCUCGGGUCCCGUCAGGAACAGCACUGUCAAGGCCGAUGACAGGGACAAGAAGGGUCCCAUCGCCGCGCCCGUCAAAAGCGCAUGCACCUUCUGUCGCUCCCGCAAGUCGCGCUGUGACGGUAGCAAGCCAUGUUCCGCCUGCGUCGGCCGCGGUCGCCCCGACGAGUGCCUCUACACCGUAUCCCGUCGUGGAGGCAAGCCCAAGCCCAAGCUCGACCCCACACAAGACUUGCAGAGUCAUCUCAACAAGCUCUUUGCCAUGACAGAUAUGCCCUAUGCUUUCCGUCGGCCCGGUGGUCUUGCUGGUCCUUCUGCUGCAGAUCUCUCGUCCCCUCCCCCCGUCCAGUCACCGUCACAACCGCAGUCGCAGCAGGUGCAGCCUCAUUCGAGCGUCUUCAGCAUCCCCGACCCGUAUCAGUCGUUUGAUCCCUCUGUCCUCCAGCAGCCAGCUUCCAUGUCCAACACCCUCCAUAUGCCCACCCAGUCAGCGCUUCCAUCCGCGCAACAGCAGCAUCCUGCCUCUGCGUUCUCCUUCGAUGAUUCACUCCAAGAUCCUUUUGCGUCCAUGUCUGCUUUCCAGGCCGGUGGAUUCUUGCCAUAUCAGCUGCCUGAAAUGACUCAGCCGCCCUCUGCUCCGCAGAUGCUGAUGCAGCCGCAACCACAGCAGCACCAUCCGCACUUCUCUCCCCAGCAGCAGUUCAACCAGCAUGUACGGCAACAGCAACACCAAUCCGCGCAGCUCGCUGGCUUUAACGGUGCACCUCUGCAGCAGGCGUCCUUCCAGCAAGCUGCUCCUACAGGUGCUGCAGUACCUUUCGGCACCACCUCCCCGACGGUGUUUGCCCCUGAUGUUCCACAGAGCUCUUCUGCUCUCUCGCCCGGCUCCCUUCAGAGUCCCAGCUCAUGGGCUCCAGUCGAUGAUGCGAUAGCCGCAUACAACGCCAGCUCGGUCGCUGCCCCGGGUGCCUCCAGUGAGCCCAGCUCGUCGCGUCACACCUCGAUCGACAACGUGGCCGAUGCCCCCAACCUCAAGAAAGUGUCCUAUACCACAUUGAACGCUGCCGCUGCCGAAGCGGGUAGCGUCAAGGCGCUUCUCACCGAUUACUACCGCUACCUCUACCGCUUCAUUCCUGUUCUGCCACCACCCAAGCACAUCGACGUGCUCAUCAAAUUCUUCAAACCUGACUCGACCUUUAUCUAUGCGCUUCAGUGCGUUUUGCCUCUACUCAGAGACGAGAUACAGCCGAUCGGCGCUCUGCACAAGUUGUCGGGUCAGGGCAUCAACUUUGGCUCGGACGAGAAGAAGGCGGCGUUGCGCGAACGAACCCUCUUGUUCGAGCGCAAGGCCUCUGAUGGCCUUGAUCGCCUGCUGGAGCUCGCAGAUGGCGACGACACGGGUGAAAAGAUGCUCGAGGCGGUGCAGACCUUGUGCGUGCUCGUUGUCUACGAGUACGGAAGCGGACGUGCGAUCAAGGCACGUCUCAAAGCCGAUCAGGCACUUGGUCUCGCCAUGGGCCAGGGUCUGCACAGGUUGAGCCACAAGACAUCCCCGCAUGAGAUGAAGGCGGCGCCCAGCAGCUUUGCCUACACCUCCACCGUCGGUCAUCCGCUCACCUCGAUGGGAGUAGACGCCAACGACGUCUUCGAGAUGCGCAAGCGCUGCUGGUGGUCCGUAUGGAGUCUGGUUCUGUGGGCUGCCUACAACACGGGUCGCAUCCCUACCAUCCGUGCCGACGAUCCACGCGUCAAGAGCGAGAUGCCUGCCGCCUCCAAUCCCGAUGUGUGGACUGCCAACAUCAGCUCGUUGCAGGCGCUCUUGCUCGUCCAGGACCGCGUCUUGGCGCUGGCUCAGCACGGCCAGACCUCUGAAGGCAACUCUUACUACGAGCCACCGCGACGAGAACACUCCAAGUCGCCGCCCUCGUCGGACAGCUCGCCGUUUGCUAUCGGUCGCUUGGGCAUCUCCAGGUCUGGCUCAGUCAGCAGCGACGACGCUCCGGCCACGUUUUCGACACUUCCGACGCGCGCCACGCGCCAAGAAAUUCUCGACAGCAUGCUCGAGAUCGACAACUUCUUGCAGGAACAGAUCCGUAUCCACGAAACCGCUGAGGCGCCCGACUCGCCUCUACCCUCCGAAGUGCCGCUGACGGGUGACUUGGCCCAUGUGGAGAAGGAGCUCGAAGAUUCGCUUCGCAUGGCUGCGGCGGUGCAGCUCUACACGUCGUCACUGACACUGCACAUUGGUCAGGCGUUCCAAGGCGCGUCGCUGUUUGAACGCAAGCUGUGCUUCCUCAACUCGAUCAAAGACAACAGGGAUGGUUCGAGCUCGGCGGUAUGCCGGGAGCCGAUGCCCGUUCUCGCCCAUGACGACUCGCUCGACUUGACCCCUUACGCUGGUACAAGUGGCGACGGCUCUGGCGCUCAGGGGUUGGAUCUGACGUCGCCCGGUGCAGGUGCCCAGGCGACAGCCUUGACACAGCAGGACCUGUACGCACGAGGCCCGUUCUUGCCUCGGCUGUCGUUGCAGCGAUGCGUGCAUGCCAGCCGAAAGCUGCUCGACAUUGCCAAGCGCCGCCACGGCCAAUCUGUCAACCCGAAUCCGUUCAACUGCUGCAGUUUCGUACUGAUCAGCUUUGUGCUUCUCAUGCAGGCGCUUGCGGUUCACGGAGGCUUCGCAGGCGAAAACGGCACGAACGAGCAGGAUGAACAGACGUCCAGGCAGCAGAACGGCUCGUCGAGCGAGCUUCACGGUCACGGAGAGUAUGCCAACGACAGUCUGCAGCGAGUUUUGGACCACACUGUGAUGGACGACGAUGACACGAUGGAGGACUUGGAGCCUUCCGUCGACCCGACCAAGCAGGCACAGCUGCGCGACAUUUGGGGCCGCGUGCGCGAGGCGCGCGACACGCUCAUGGACCUGGGCAAGCACUGGGAGGCGGUGGUGCCCAUGGCUGACGAGGUCAACCUGUGUCUUGAGACGUCGCAGCUGCUGCUCAGCAACGUGCACUGA
Molecule: messenger RNA, 3096 nt
Organism: Sporisorium graminicola
Lineage: Eukaryota; Fungi; Basidiomycota; Ustilaginomycetes; Ustilaginales; Ustilaginaceae
Exons: 1
Coding region: 1-3096 (1031 amino acids)
Biological process (GO): DNA-templated transcription; regulation of DNA-templated transcription
Molecular function (GO): zinc ion binding; DNA binding; DNA-binding transcription factor activity, RNA polymerase II-specific
Source: RefSeq, a predicted model, not a curated record